Molecule: messenger RNA, 540 nt
Organism: Pezoporus occidentalis (night parrot)
Lineage: Eukaryota; Metazoa; Chordata; Aves; Psittaciformes; Psittacidae
Product: urocortin-3-like
Exons: 2
Coding region: 1-471 (156 amino acids)
Biological process (GO): adenylate cyclase-activating G protein-coupled receptor signaling pathway; hormone-mediated signaling pathway; cellular response to nutrient levels
Cellular component (GO): extracellular region
Molecular function (GO): corticotropin-releasing hormone receptor 2 binding; hormone activity
Source: RefSeq, a predicted model, not a curated record
AUGACGUGCCGGCACGCACUGCCCGUGCUGCUGCGCUGCAGGAUGCUGCUCACCUUCCUGGUGGUCCUUGGGGCGCCAGCAAGAACUUGGAAGGGGCUGAGUCACCAGCAGCUCUCACCGGCAUCUGGAGCUGGGGAUGGAGCCAAGUUGAUGCGGCAGGAGACCAUCAGUGCUAAAGAGCUGCUGCCGGGUCUCCCCAAAACGAGGAGGGGUGAGCAUGGCUCUGUGGAAGGGGCUCAUCCGGACAAAGCCAGCCCACUAAAGGAGACAGAGAGACAAGCAUUGCCCUGGCUGAUGAGCCCAGCUGCCAAGAGACCUGCUCCCAGGAAGAAGGGCAGGAAGGUGUCUCUGUCACUGGAUGUCCCCACUCAUGUCCUGAGCACCCUGCUUGAGCUGGCCAGAGAGAAGGAGCUGCAGGCCAAGGCAGCCGCCAAUGCCGAGCUGAUGGCCCGGCUUGGGCGCAGGAGGUGACCUGCAUGGCCAGAGAUCGAGCUGGAAGCAGGGCUGCUGGGGGCCAUGGACAGAGGGGUGCCAUUGGGG